AGAUCUAACGUCCUUGCGUUCACUUUUGAGUCGAUUGCAGAAAGAAUGACAGAUCUCCACUCUCCUCAGCGAUCAUCGACUCCAGGAGCUCCGCCGCGCUCCGCCACCGACCUCUUCGGGGAUCCGACGGACGCUAACCCCCCACAAUGGCUAAACCCUCCGCUGUUCCUCUCCGAGGACUUCGACGCCGAGACGUACAUUUCGGACCUCCGCACAUUCGUCCCACUGGACACUCUCCGUUCGGAGCUCAGGUCACACCUCUCCUCUCUUCAACGCGACCUCGUCGACCUAAUCAACCGCGACUAUGCCGAUUUCGUCAGCCUCAGCACCAAAUUGACCGACGUUGACGCAGCCGUUGUCCGAAUGCGUGCCCCCUUGCUCGAGAUCCGACACAAGAUCUCCACUUUCCGCGAAGCCGUGGAGAGCUCGCUCAGCGCUCUUCACUCGCGGCUCAAGCAGCGCGCCGAUGCCGGUGAGGCUCGGGAAGUUCUAGAGCUCUUGCUCGAUACCUUCCACGUUGUGUCAAAGGUGGAGAAAUUGAUCAAGGAAUUGCCGAGUGGGGCUACUAAUUUGGCAAAUGGAAUAGCUAAUUAUGCGGACAAUGGUUAUUUAAGCAAUGGAGUCUCAUUUCAGCAUACUGAAAAGGGAUCGAAUCUGAGAGAAACUCAAAGCAUGCAUCUUGAGCGAAUUGCAAGCGAGAUGAAUAGACUGAAGUUCUACAUAGCUCAUGCGCAGAAUAUGCCUUUCAUUGAGAACAUGGAGAAGAGGAUACAGAAUGCUAGUUCAUUAUUGGAUUCAAGCCUUGGGCACACACUUGUAGAUGGACUUGAACAUAGGGAUGCACAUGCAGUAUACAAUUGCUUGCGUGCAUAUGCUGCCAUUGAUAAUACUAGGAAUGCUGAAGAUAUAUUCCGCUCCACUGUGGUGGCACCAUUGAUCCAAAAAGUCAUUCCACAAAGUCUUGGAGUUUCUGGGGCAUCUGGAGAUGAACUUGAACAGGACUAUAAAAAAAUCAAGCAAUAUAUUGUAGCAGAUUGUAAAUUUUUACUGGAUAUUUCAUCAACUGAAAACUCAGGCCUACAUGUAUCGAGCUUCCUUGCAAAUUCUAUCCUUAAAGAGAUUCACUCUACCAUCCAAAAAGGAAAACCAGGAGUGUUUUCUCCUGGAAGGCCUACAGAGUUCUUGAAAAAUUACAAAGCAAGCUUGGAUUUUUUGGCUUAUUUAGAAGGUUACUGUCCAUCAAGAUCUGAAGUGCUCAAGUUUCGUUCUGAGGUUGCAUAUACUGAUUUUAUGAAGCAGUGGAAUGUUGGGGUCUAUUUCUCAUUAAGAUUUCAGGAGAUAGCUGGGGCCUUAGAUUCUGCCCUUGUGGUUGCUAGCCUUGUACAAACGUCAUCUGAGGAACAGAAGCCACAAGACCUAAUCUUGAAGCAGAGUGCUACCCUUUUAAAGUGCUUGCAUUCCUGCUGGAGUGAUGAUGUUCUUGUGCUUUCUUGCUCUGACAAGUUUCUACGAUUAUCUUUGCAACUUCUUUCCAGAUACUCUAGUUGGUUGUCUGCUGGAUUGGCUGCACGAAAAGCUGGCAAUUCAAGCCCCAGUCCUGGAUGCGAAUGGGCUAUUUCUUCUGCCUCAGAUGACUUUGUCUUUAUAAUUCAUGAUUUGAAUUGCUUGGCAGAAGAAGUUUGUGGUGCAUACCUUGCUCAUGUACUUGAGUUGCUCAAGUCUUGCUCAACUGAAGUACUUGAUUUUGUAAAACAAAGUAUUUUACAAGGUGCAAAGUCCCUUAAAGAUCUUCUGCCCCUUGUGAUAAGCGCGAUAGUUGAGACAAUAGUUGAGAGGGCUGUGGAUGACAUUAGACAACUGAAGGGGAUAACUGCUACAUAUAGGAUGACAAACAAGCCCCUACCUGUCAGGCAUUCCCCAUAUGUUUCAGGUGUACUCCGGCCAUUAAAGACUUUUUUGGAUGGAGAACGGGCUACAACAUACUUAACUAAGGAGCUGAGAUUCGAGCUCUUGCAAGGUGCCGCCUUCAAAAUUACUGAUCGUUACUAUGAAUUAGCUGCAGACCUUGUCAAUGUGGCUCGGAAAACAGAGUCUUCACUUCAGAAGAUACGUUUGGGCGCUCAAAGACGAGCUGGAGCAAGCUCAGACGUUUCAGAUCAUAACAUAUCUGAUACCGACAAGAUCUGUAUGCAGUUGUUCCUCGAUAUUCAGGAAUAUGCCCGGAACCUUUCUUCCUUAGGGAUCGAUGCUGCUACAAUUCCUUCUUAUCGUUCGUUAUGGCAGUGUGUUGCCCCUACAGAAAGGCAGAACAUAAUAAGCUUGUAGAGUGCUGCUGCCAAUGGUUUGUUCAUGAAUAGUUAUGACUGCCUUUCAGUUCCCCGGAAAAGACGGUUUCGAAGUUAUAUGCUGACAAGUGCUUGCUUCUAUGAUUCAACUGGGAAUGUCAACAAAUUUGAAGAGGGAAUAGCAGAGAAUCUUUUAUUGCUUGUAAUUGGCCAUACAUACAAACCUUUUUUCUUUUGUAAUAUCUGAGGACUUAAAUUUUUGACUCUUAACAGGUUGGAGAUUAAUAUUCAAAUUUAUUCUAUACAAUUUUUCUCCA
Ipomoea nil (Japanese morning glory) is the source of this 2602-nucleotide messenger RNA. Its product is annotated as conserved oligomeric Golgi complex subunit 2. The coding region runs from base 46 to 2325 and encodes 759 amino acids. Gene Ontology annotation, cellular component: COG complex; membrane. The record is from RefSeq and is a predicted model, not a curated record. Lineage: Eukaryota; Viridiplantae; Streptophyta; Magnoliopsida; Solanales; Convolvulaceae. The transcript has 12 exons. Gene Ontology annotation, biological process: Golgi organization; intra-Golgi vesicle-mediated transport; protein transport.